Molecule: messenger RNA, 342 nt
Organism: Hansenula ciferrii
Lineage: Eukaryota; Fungi; Ascomycota; Saccharomycetes; Phaffomycetales; Wickerhamomycetaceae
Gene: NTF2
Product: Ran GTPase-binding protein NTF2
Exons: 3
Coding region: 1-342 (113 amino acids)
Biological process (GO): protein import into nucleus
Cellular component (GO): nuclear pore central transport channel
Source: RefSeq, a predicted model, not a curated record
AUGUCUGAACAAUUCACUGAAUUUUACUACAACCAAUUCGAUUCUGAUAGAUCACAAUUAGAACAAUCUAUGUUAACUUUUGAAACUUCUCAAGUUCAAGGUGCCAAAGAUAUUGUUGAAAAAUUAGUUUCAUUACCUUUCCAAAAAGUUGGUCAUAGAAUUACCACUUUAGAUGCUCAACCUGCUUCUCCAAAUGGUGAUGUUUUAGUCUUAGUCACUGGUGAAUUAUUAGUUGAUGAAGAACAAAACCCACAACGUUAUUCUCAAGUCUUCCAUUUGAUUCCAGAUGGUUCUUCUUAUUAUGUCUAUAAUGAUAUUUUUAGAUUAAACUAUGGUGCUUAA